Molecule: messenger RNA, 2220 nt
Organism: Polyodon spathula (Mississippi paddlefish)
Lineage: Eukaryota; Metazoa; Chordata; Actinopteri; Acipenseriformes; Polyodontidae
Exons: 4
Coding region: 325-2217 (630 amino acids)
Cellular component (GO): nucleus
Source: RefSeq, a predicted model, not a curated record
CUCUAGCAGUGACAGGCUCUUGUGCACAUAGUGUUGCUGAGUUCGUUGGUCCAGGAUUUGUGGACUUAUGGUUAUAAAAACACCCUUGGGGUAAGGCUCAGCAAAUGGCAGUCGAGGGAGGUAGAAACCCAAGUGCAACUGGGUGUGUGAAUGGGCUAGGAGUGUGCAAAUUGCUACAGACUAACUGUAUUACAUGCAGAUAAUCACUGCAGAAGCACAAGUUGGUGGACCUUUUGCUUCCAAUGCAGUACCUAUCCUUAGAUGGCACAGUUCACUGUAUUGCACUAGACUUGAAAUUGUCAUUUUUAAGUGUUUUUUUCAGCCAUGCAACUACUGCAGAAGGAGAAGUUUGUAGACCUUUUGCUUCUGAUGCUGUACCUGUCCUUAGGUGGCCUAUCUGUGGCUGUGUCUGUCAUGUUUUCAAUCAUUCUCUAUCUUAUUUUGUGUCUCUUUGUGUCCGAACAUGUUCACAAGUGGGCUUGUUUUCUAAAUGAAAAUGAAAUGAACUCAGUGGAUGUUUUCAAGUUGGGAGUGGACGCACUGAAAGAGGAGCUACAACGACGAUGGCUGGACACCCGCGGGCCGAGAACAGAGCUCGCAAAGCGGCUACAGGACGCACUAGAAGCUGAGGCCUCAGCAGAGGAGACGGAUGAAGAAUGGGACGAUUAUUCUGAAGCAGAGGUGAAGGUGGUGGUGAAGGAGGAGGAGGAGGAGGAGGAGGAGGAGGAGGAGGAGGAGGAGGAGGAGUGCGAGCCAGUGCCGGUGACAGACCCUCGCUGCCGUCUCGAAGAGGGGAGACCCUCCCCAUCAACGCUGAGCCGCAAGAGAGCGCUGGAGGAGGGUCCGGGGCGCGGCGCACACCCCAAGAAACUCCAGCAGAAGAGGACCCCACCCCAGCUGCUGGACCUGGACUCGGGAGACUGGACCUACGGGACCCGGAAGCCCAAUUUCACAGAGUCUGAGACACGGGUCCUGGUGGAGAAGAUCCUGAGGAACCGGCACACGCUGUUCUCCCCGGACUCGUGGCGCCCGCCCCCCCAGGAGAGGCAGCAGUGCUGGGAGGAGAUCAGGGAGGCGGUGAACGCAGUGAGCGAGGUGAGUCGCGAGGUGAAGGAGCUGAAGAGACGCUGGCAGAUACUCAAGAAGAAGAUGAAGGACAGGCUGGGGGGAGCGCAGGAUGGCACGGAGCUGAGGCUGUGUGGCUGGGAGGAGAGCAUCGUGGGGUUCCUGAAGGACGAGGUGAUGGAGUGUGGGUUCAGCAGCCUGACAGGAUCACAAGCCCGGCAUCCCCCAGACACAGACUCUGCUCCGGAGAGGCUCUGUGUGAAGAGCUCCUCAUCCUCCCCUUGCCUGCCUGAGAGCUUCCAGCCCCUCACAUUCAUCAACGAGGGGGGGAAGGUUCUGCCCACAGUGCGCUCCCCCAAACUGGCCACUCCGAGCCCAGGGCCAACACACAGACAGCCUGAGACUAAAGCAGAGGCACCAUCAGGGGGGAAGCAGACUGAGGUAGCCAGUAAACCCAUGGGAGUGCCCCUCACAAAGCACCAGCCAGCCCUGGAGGACCUCCCGCGUGCUGCCGAAGCGCUGGGGUCCCAGGCUACUCUGCUGAGGGAGUGGAGAGAGCAGCAGCCCCAGCAUAUUGCUGUGUUACAGGAGCUGAGGGAGUGGAGAGAGCAGCAGACCCAGCACACUGCUGUGUUACAGGAGCUGAGGGAGUGGAGAGAGCAGCAGACCCAGCACACUGCUGUGUUACAGGAGCUGAGGGAGUGGAGAGAGCAGCAGACCCAGCACACUGCUGUGUUACAGGAGCUGAGGGAGUGGAGAGAGCAGCAGACCCAGCACACUGCUGUGUUACAGGAGCUGAGGGAGUGGAGGGAGCAGCAGCAGACCCAGCACACUGCUGUGUUACAGGAGCUGAGGGAGUGGAGAGAGCAGCAGACCCAGCACACUGCUGUGUUACAGGAGCUGAGGGAGUUAAGAGAGCAGCAGACCCAGCACACUGCUCUGCUGAGGGAGUGGAGAGAGCAGCAGACCCAGCACACUGCUCUGUUAGGCUCCCUGAGCCAGCAGGUGUGCUCAGUCGUUCAGCACAUGGCAGACAUGGCCAAUACCUUCACGAGCAUGGCAGCUGUAGCACAUUCUGUGCUGUCCCAAGCCAACAAUACAGAGGCUGUACAGCAACAGGAGGAGACAGAAAACAAACCCAGACAGAUGUAACAA